Molecule: messenger RNA, 1199 nt
Organism: Populus trichocarpa (black cottonwood)
Lineage: Eukaryota; Viridiplantae; Streptophyta; Magnoliopsida; Malpighiales; Salicaceae
Product: vegetative cell wall protein gp1-like
Exons: 4
Coding region: 1-876 (291 amino acids)
Source: RefSeq, a predicted model, not a curated record
AUGGAGGCUCCUCACGAGGGAGAACCCCUAUUUCUUCUCAUCCCCAGCUACACCAGAGGAGGGGGAUUUUUCCAUUUUUGCUUCUUCCCCACAGCAGUGGGCAGAGACCCACGAGCUCCUGUCUCUCAUCCUUCCCCUGGCACACAAGCUUCACUUCUCCCCCUGCAGCCAACCAAAAGUUUCUUCUCCCUUCAGCCGGGAUUUUUUGGCUCUUCUUCUCGCCAGCCUAGAGCUUGGCUCUUAGGGGGACUGCGUUCCCCUUCUCAGCACCUUUCCCUUCUUCUCCUUUUCCCUUCCACCCGACAACCCACACAGAGACAGCCCUCAUUUCCAGCUCCUUCCCCCAAACACAGCCGCCCCUCACCUCCCCUCACCUCACCAGACCUCUCUCUCACAGAAACUAGCCGCCCCCCUCACCAGGCUCCCCUCUUCCAGCCAACAGAAAAGCUGCCGUCCCCCGGGGUCCUUGGUUGUUGUUUUCAGAACAGAGCCAAGGACCCCCCUGCCAUUUCAGCUCUUCACCGUCGCCCUCUACCCACAGCACCGAUACCCACUAGAUCUGCCAAGAGGAGUGAAGAUCGGACAGCCAUCCCCUCUCCAUCGCAGCUUCACCCGGCUGACCACAUAGAACCGCCACGCCCACAGCCACCGAGACACAGUCGCCUGAUCUGCCACCUGAGGAAGGGAGAAAACAGAAGUGAAGCAGAUUUGAAAAAGGAGAAGACCGAAACAGAUCCGAAAAAGAAAGAAAAAUUAAAAUCAACUGCCUGUGUUGUGUUCGGUUGCUUUGCAGGUCACCGCCGGCGUAGGGAGACUGAGAAGAAGAAGUCGAUCCAGACACCCCCUGUUGCUUGGUUUUUCUGUGGCGGCGCGUGAACCCACGCGCCGCCAGUGGCGGUGGCGCGUGGGAAGACGCGCCGCCACUGUUCUCGCGCCCAGAAAUCCUGCUGAACACUGUUCCGGCUUGCAGAAGGUGUUCCCUGUAAAUUCCAGAUUGUUUUGGGGCUGUUAUUGUAAUUUUAAUGUAAUUUUUUGUUUAUUUGUUUUGAAAUUGUAUUUUGUACCGUGGAUGUAAAAAAAGAAAAGAAAAGAAAGAAAGAUAAAACAAUGAUAGAAAAAGAGAUGUGUGUGUGUUUGUGUAUUUUUUUUUAUGUAUGUUAUUGAAUCAAAGAAAAAAAUGAAUUUAAUAUUUUAAUUUA